Molecule: messenger RNA, 1140 nt
Organism: Diachasma alloeum
Lineage: Eukaryota; Metazoa; Arthropoda; Insecta; Hymenoptera; Braconidae
Gene: CRIF
Product: growth arrest and DNA damage-inducible proteins-interacting protein 1
Exons: 2
Coding region: 249-1091 (280 amino acids)
Cellular component (GO): nucleus
Source: RefSeq, a predicted model, not a curated record
UCUUCGUCAAUGCCGGAGUCAGUUGCUUCGUUUGAUACACUUUAUUCUCGAUAAAAAACUAGUUUUGAACGAUUAAUUUUGUUGACGAAAGUUGAGAUGCUGUUGUGGGGUAGUUUUGCCAUCCACUGGUGAAUUCUUUCGACGCGGACAUAUUCGCAAAGGAGUCUGUGGCUGCAUUGGAGCAGUGGUUUUGAGGUUAUCCGUCAGACACGAGUGUUUCUUUCAGAAUUGAAUUGUUUACUGGAAAAAUGAUUCCAAAGACUCUCAUGCUCCGAAGUGCGACGUUGAACGCUGGUGUCCACAGGCUGUGCUCGAGGAGGUGUUACUCGACAGAAGUUCCGUCGAAGAACGAACCUUUCGACAUAAGCUCUGCUGAGGAGACACCCAGGUACAUCCAGACUCUGACAGAGGCGGACAAAGAGGAGCUCAUGCAGAAGAGGUUGAAGUCGAACCUCAAUGAUUCUCAUCGGAGGAUCAUACAGGGCGAGAGACCCUACGAUGAGAACAUGGCGUGGUUCCACGCCACUAUUAGGUACAAGAGGAGGAUGCUGGGCAGGUACGGGAUGGCGGCGAUGGAUGGGCAGAUUGGAGCCGCUUGGCCCACGGAGGAGGAGAUUCAGGACAAAAUACUGUGGGAGAGGACGGCCUAUCCGAAGAGUAUACAAGAGCGAUGGAAGGAGAUUGAGGAUAAGAAGAUCGAGGAGGAGAAGGGGAUCAGACUCAGGGAAGAGACAAUCACCAAAAACAUGGCCAUGGUAGGUAAAUGGCAGAAUGAGUUGAAGGCAAAACUAGCCAAAAAAGAGGCUGACGUAGUGGCUGCUAAAGAGCGCAAAGCACGUCUGGUUGAAGAAGUGAGAAGGCAAUUCGGUUUUGCUAUUGACCCACGUGACGAGAGAUUCAAACAACUGUUGGAGCAGAAGGAGAAGGAGGACAAGAAACGCAAGAAGGAGGCUAAGAAGAAGGAGAGAGCUGCAAAAUUCCUGGCUUCUAUGAUGGGACAAACAAAGGGGGAUUCGGGAGAGGCUUCCCCAUCAGCCGAAACCAAGGAUUCCGAAGAACCAGUGCAGAAAAAGCCGGAGAAAGAAACGUAGAAACGAUAACUGUACAAAUGAAAGCAUAAAUUUAAAUUUGUAAAAUUAA